This is a messenger RNA of Styela clava, 6244 nucleotides long. RefSeq lists its product as uncharacterized. The record is from RefSeq and is a predicted model, not a curated record. Gene Ontology annotation, cellular component: plasma membrane. Lineage: Eukaryota; Metazoa; Chordata; Ascidiacea; Stolidobranchia; Styelidae.
UCAGUCAGUGUGGUUGACUAGUGUAGCAAACUAGUAGAUUACCAAUAUAAAAAAUAAAUAAACUUAUUUAUAUUUUUACGAUCAUUAGCUUCUAAAUACUUCAUUUCAAAUUUCUAUCCAACCUCGUUCCGUGUGAUGGAAGAUGAAAGUUUGAAAGAAGGAAGCCGAACGCCAUCGCCAAUCGAAGAAGAAUCCUUCCGUAAAAAAAUUUUAGAAAACCGUCAUAAACUACGCACGGACGAAAAUACAAACGGAUUUAAUUCAGAAACCGAGGGAGAGUGGGAAACUGAGAACGCAGAGACAGAUUCGGAGUCAGAACAAAAAGAAGAUACAGAUAAUAAUCAAGUAUCGAUUGAUAACAACUUGAAGAAAAGAAUGCGAAAAGAUUCUUCCUCGUCAUCUUCUGAAUCUUCGGAUUCUGAUAUUGAGGAGACACCGCACCCUCAGAUCGAGAAAGAAGAUUCUACUCCUCUUGCAAAAGAUGAUACGCCGUCUUCUUCUGAGUUAGACACUGAAAAGAAACAGAAAGAAAUAUCUCGGACUUCUGAGAACGAGAAUAUCUCAACUCAUUCAGAUGAGGACAAAGAUUCUUCCUCAAUAUAUUCUGAAGAAGAAGAGCCGCAUGGAUUUACUGGAUCUUAUGACAUUAGUCCUGUGAAUGAAAAAUCAAUAAUUCCAUCUCAUUCAGAUCACGAAGCUGACGAUGAUAAUGGUAUCAUUCCGGGAAAGUUUUCUACAAUAAGAAGUCGAGCGCGGUCGUCAUCUUCUAGCUCUUCAGAUUCAGACGAAGACGAAAGAGGAGAAAUUGACAAAGGGAACGCAGAUGGCGGUAGUGAACAUGAUGGCAAAAGAAAUUUAGAAUUUGACAAAAAUUCUUCGCCUGGUAGAAGUGAUAACGAGGAUACACAAGAUCAACCGACUUCCCCUGUUGAAAAACUAUCUGCCAAAGAACUUCCUGUCGUUCUGGAUACGCCAUCGUCUUCUUCGUCGGAGUCUGGAGAUGAGAAUGAUAGGAUACCAUCUGCAUCCGAAAAAACUCAACGACUUCCAUCGUCGUCUUCUUCUUCUGACGCAGAAGAGGAAAAUUUAGAAAGUAAAAAACAACUAGAUGAAAAACCUAUUAGAGCAAACCCUGAUACCACUGAAUUAAAAGAAGAUAAAAAUGAAGAGUACAAUGCAGAUUCCUCCACACAGUUGAAUCGUGACUCUUCUUCAUCGUCAUCCAGCGAAUCGGAAGAAGAAGGUGAACAAGAAUCUGGAAUCAAUGCAAAUGAAUUGAAACAACCCAAGAUAGCCGCUCUGCAUGGACAAGAUGCUUCUGUGUUCGAAGAUAGCUCGAAAAAGAUUGAUCAUCACUCGUCAUCGUCCUCAUCAUCUAGCAGUGAUUCAGAAAUGGAAGCAGAAAGUCCUAUCGUUGUGAACGGAACACAUGUAGAUGACGAACAAGAAAUCGAUUCACAGGUUUUGACUCCCCUGUCUUUGAAAAAGGCAUUGGAACAGCGGGAAAGGGAAUUGAAGUUGAAACGACAAGAGGAAGCGGACGUAGAAGCGGGACUCGGCGCAAGGAGACCUUCAGAACAUGCUCACGCAGCGGACCCACAUGCUCAAAUUUUUCCAGAAUCGUAUUCCCCAGAAGCUUUUGAUUUUGAUGGCGAUCCUUCAUUGCGAGCUCGAACCGCGUCAGAUUUUGGAGAGUCCGUAAUGGGAGCCCCGCCCAAACUUCCACCUAAGCAAAGGAACAUCCCAGUUACCGCACCAGACAUUGGAGUUCACAGACAACGACACAGUGAUAAACCAACUGCAUCAGAUGAAGCCCGGCCGAACAUAUACCACGUAAAAGAUAAGACUGCUUCUCUUGGUCGUGGAAUGUGGUCUGACGAUGGAGAUGAUUCAGAGUUGUCGCAACGCAAUCAGCGUCAUCAUCCUCCAGCUGAUCGUGUAAUCGAUUUUUCAAACAAUCCCGAUGGUGAUCACUCGCUGAAAAGGAGUAGAAGCGGACGAAAGAGAGGAUCAUCAAGAAAACGAUCCAAGGAUAAACGACGCAGCAGAAGUCGAUCUCCUAGUGGAUCAGUUUCGGCCCACAGAGUAAUUGAUUUUGACCAAAAUCCAUACGAAGACCCUCGAAAUGCAAUAAAUAAGCAAGCUUUGGUUAGCCUUCAUGCUAAUACAUAUGAUACGGAUGCUUAUGACACUGUACCCGAAACUGGAGACGAGCUAAACAAGCUUAUCGAGAAAGCGAACAGCCUUGGAUACCACCAUAGGUAUCCUGGUGAAAACGAGGACGUAUUUCCCAAAACCAAACUUCGUGAAAAAAAUCUUGACUCCAAGCACCAAGACGCGUUUGCAAAAAUCAUAGCACCUUUACCAGUUCAGGCAAUUCCACCAGAACAUCAAUACAGUUCUGAUACAUCUAAAAGAUCAAGUCGAAGUUUAUCGAAGAAGAAACGGAAGAACAACCCGCCAGUAGAGGCUGUUGACGGUGACGACGAAAUAUCUUUAGCCGAGUCAGAUAUAAACAGAUUUACCCAACCGAGUCCGCCACCUCCAGAACCGUCUUUACCGUUUGUUACAGAGAUUUAUCCGUCGGAUUACACGGAAUUUGAAUCAUUUUCCGAAGGAGAAUUCCUCGACCAAAACGUUAGUAAACCAGAACGUGUUUCGUCUUUCAUGAGUGAGGAUACCUUACAGGAUAUGUACAAUCCUGCUUUACAAACAGGAGGAGAAAGUGCUUAUGAUACAGUUGCUGACAACGAUCAAGAAACAGACAUUGACAUAUCACCAAAAGCUCAUUUGAAUCCGAUAGUAAGUUCAAACUUUCAAAUUGUAUCGGACAUCAACGGAAGCAAAUCAUUUCCUGCUCGUCUGAGGGAAGGAAAACGUAAAAAAGAACGACCAGGUUUGGAACAUCUUGCUAUACCGUUGCAUCAAUCGUCAAAGAAGAAAAACGCCUAUCCGCAAUCUCUUCCAUACUUUGGACAAGACUUCACCGAAGAAGAAGACGACUUUGAUCGCAUACCGAGAAGAACUGGAAGUGUUGACGACAUACCAGGAAUUUAUCCAAUUGCAAAUCCAAGCAUAAUCGUUCAUCGUCAGGCCACUCAUCCAAAAGGAUAUUAUCAACCACCAAUCAUACAAGAGACCAUGGUUCAAAACUCUUCGGCAGCUCCACCUCUUCCUAAAAAAGAGAAAAAGAAGAAAGAUAAGAAACAAAAAGAACAGUCAGACAAACAGGUACCGCAGAUACAUGUGUCGGUCGGACAAGCUGAAGGAGAAGCAAAUAACAGUCUUAAUAACAAUCUGCAAAUUAAUGUCUUGCCAUCUGACGAUCCGAACAUUAUAAAUUUGAAUAUCCGUAGUACAAGCGUUAAUCCGACUGGUCCACAAUCUCUUCCAGUAGUUACUCAUCAGCCCAGUAUUGUUUACCCGGAACCAACGUAUCCUCGAAAUCAGGAAUCUUUUGUAGCUGCUGUUCAUUCUCCGCCAUUUAUGUCUCUUCAGCAGUCACAACUGCAAGAUAACCAACAUCGAGUAGUUGACGUUAGUGCCCCACCAAUGAUACAAACUGGAGAUGAUCUUCCACCACCAGUUCAAUAUUCUACAAACGGAGGUGUGAUGAUGGCCGGGGGAGUUGCAACUGAAAUUUUACCCAACCCAAUAUUAGCUGCGGCUGCACCGCAGCAAUACGGAAAUCCACAACCCAGAGUUGAAGCCUUGCCGCCGGCAGCACAACAAUCUGUACCCUACCCGACCAUUUCUCUCGGGGCCGAGCAACAGACCAGCGUCUAUCCACCAGCACUGCCUGCGACUCAGUCUCUACCUGUGGCUCCGCCUCAAGCACCACCUCCAGUUUUGAAUACUACAGUUUCAUCUGCACCAGUACAGCAACCAUCUCUACAGCCAAACAAUCAAGCUACUGUAGUAAACGUUGAAAGUCCGUGGCCACUUCCUGAAGAUCGACAUAGCUCACUACCAAGCAGUCUGCGUAACUCAAAAUCUGAGAGAAUGCAUCAAGGAGAUAGUGGAAUUGAUUUAACAGUUCAUGGACGAAGUCGGCAUCCUAGAAGCAAAACACCCAAAAACAGGCGAAGACGAUCAGCUAGCAGAUCGUCAGCAAAUCGAAGUACCACAUCAUCUUCCGAUGAAGGAUCAAGGAGAAGAAGACGACCGUCUUCGCAGAAGAAAUUCAAAUCGCAUGAUUACUUAGCAGAGCGACCAACAAAUGAAUACAUGGAAUGGUACAGCGAAAAACAUUUGAAACCAUCGUGCUGUUAUUUGUUUGCCAAGCAUCUAAUGUUCGCAAUCAAUUUUAUAUUUACACUGGCUGGAUUAGCACUGGUUGGUUUUGGAAUCUGGGGAUUGAUUGACCUGCAUCAAAACGGUAUCACUGAUCCUGAGAUCAUCUUUCUGGAUCCACUAUUUGCAGUUCUCGUUAUUGGCUUCGUUGUAACCCUUGUUGCGUUUCAUGGUGCGGCUGGUUUCGUACGAGAUAAUAUCUGUAUGCUGAAGUGUUUCGGAUCAUUGCUCGUCAUUCUUUGUAUUUUAUUCACAGUCGGAGGGAUAGUUUUCUGGGCCAUGCUUAGCCAAGUGAAAGAAUUUACAAUAUCGAGAUUUAACCGCAAUAUUGAAAUGUACAAUCUCGAUACGAGAGUAGGAUUAUCUUAUUCCAUUGAUGUCAUGCAAUCAACAUUUGAAUGUUGCGGAAUGGAAAAGCCACAAACUUCCCAGUGGUCAAGGAACGAAUUAUUCAAAUGCACUGCUACCCGAUCAAGAUGUCCCCUACCAAAGUCUUGUUGUAGAACUACGGCCGACAGUAAACUGAGUUGUCAUGCACAAUCAGAUCUGAAGUUCGACAAACCAUGUGUUGAAGCAAUGUCGAAAGCAGUUAAAAACAACACACCAGUAAUAAUCGGAGUAUGGUUGGGAAUAUGGGCAUUCAUGAUGAUCGAAAUGGUGUGCAUUUAUUUCAUGUGUAAAGAGAUUCAGUAUCUCCAAAAGAUAAGAAAUUUCCUUAAGGAUCCCGUGAAGCACAUGAGAGAACGUCGUCAAACACAAGAAGACGAUGCGUCUGACGAAGAUGUUAGUGACGUAUCUUCAGAUGAAAGCAGCUCUGAAACAGAUAGCUCAGAGGAAGAAUAUAGAAGGCGAAAGAGCAAAAACCGAAAGAAGAGAGAAAAAAGAACGAAAAACAAACGAGACAAAAAACGAAAAAACAAGAAUAUUGGAGGAAGAACAACCAGCAAACGUGGGAGGAGAGGAUCAUACCAUGUAAACAGAACAUUUUCUAUCCAGGACGAAAGGUCAUCGCAUGGAAAACGCAGUCGCCGUGGGUCAAGGCAUAGCAGAGGCAGACGCGGAAGUUACUAACUAUAGUAUGAAAUUUCCUUUUAAAAUGUAUAAGAAAAAGGUUUUUGAAAUGUACAGAUCAAAGGUCAAAUGUAGUACUACAGAUGACUUUGAACAUAAGCAAAUAGUAUUUUUAAUUUUUACUUUUAACAUUACCAGUUGCUGACGAAAAUAUUGAUUUGAGUACAUAGAACUCUUGUUUCUGGCAUGCUUCGGUUUGACCGUUCGAGAAAGUCGACAAGAUCAAUCCUGUCAAGAUAACACGAUGUAAAAAAACAACCGCUGUAGAAUGCAAAUGUAAUUUAUAAAUGAAACAUGACUUCUCUAUCGUAAAGUUGUAUUUAUUUUGUUUUAGUGCGCAUAUAUAUAUAUAUAAAUGUAUGUAUAGAUAUAUAUGUAUGAAGUUUGGACCAAGUGUAAAGCAUUGCUGCACCGUCGAUUGUCGGUAUUUCAUAAGUGAAAAACAUAAAUGAAAAAUGAACUAUUCUUUUUAUGUGGUCACAUUUAUGAAUUUUUAAAAGCAUUCUUGUCUCAGUAAUGUAUCAUUACUAAUUUAUGAAUUCUGGAUACGAGAAGAAUAGUUUCGUUUAUGUUAUAUGACAACUCAAAUAUUAGAAGCAGUAUUGUAUCUAGUUAAAUAGAAAGUACUCUUUAUAAAUUGAUGAAUUUAUUUAGUGAAGUAAAUUUCAAUCAUUGCCAAAAAUAACGUUAAAAUAUCGCCAAAAUUUGAAUGGCAUGUAUUCAUUUGUUUUUUCAUUUAAACUUUGAUCAUAUCAAUCGCAUAUUGCAAGGACAAUGAAUUAAAAUCUUUUAACGUAACGAAUAUUUAUAUUAUAACAAUAAAUUUAUUCCAAAUUUGCUUUCAAUUAAAUAAAAUUACUUUUGUGGAAUGUUUACAUUA